Messenger RNA from Adineta ricciae, 630 nucleotides. The record is from the annotation of a GenBank genome assembly. NCBI's taxonomy places the organism in Eukaryota, Metazoa, Rotifera, Eurotatoria, Adinetida, Adinetidae.
AUGAAGAUUAACGAAAAUUUUAUGAAGACAAGUACUCUCUAUGAUACAAUCCAAGCGUUGGGAGCAGAAGCGAUUCAAUGGUUUGCAAAACUACUGAUAAUCAUCGGCGCGAUCAUCUCUUGUUUAGCUAUGUUUGGCUACUUUGGUGCUCUCUGUCAUACUCGAAUUUUGCUCUAUAUCUAUUCGAUUGCACUUUCAUUGACAAUCAUAUUCGAAUUUGUGGGUAUUAUUGCUAUGCUAAGUUUUCAUAAUAAUCUUUGGGAAUUCUACGAUGCCGGUUUUACGAAGAUAUUUCAAGGUGCCUAUCGAAACAACCAAACAAAAACUAUUGAGAUCAUGUCAAAAUUAGAACGAGAAUUUCACUGUUGUGGCGUUAACAGUAUAGGAGAUUAUAUCAAAUCUGACUAUCGGAUUCCUUUAUCCUGCUAUCCGAACCAAGUACCUCAAGAGAAACCGUUCAAUCAAGGUUGUGCUGAAGCUAUCGUAAUUUGGAUUUGGAAUGAAUUGCCAUUGAUUACUGGAAUAUUCGGUACUAUACUCCUAAUCGAAAUCUUUGUUGUAGUCGCAUCGUUAGUGUUGGGCGUCGCUAUUGCACAUUCAGCAAAUACAGAAAUCUACUACAAGUUGUAG